Cynara cardunculus var. scolymus (artichoke) is the source of this 453-nucleotide messenger RNA. RefSeq names its product heavy metal-associated isoprenylated plant protein 43-like. The record is from RefSeq and is a predicted model, not a curated record. Gene Ontology annotation, molecular function: metal ion binding. The transcript is spliced from 2 exons. Lineage: Eukaryota; Viridiplantae; Streptophyta; Magnoliopsida; Asterales; Asteraceae. Bases 7 to 417 code for a protein of 136 amino acids.
GGGUAAAUGGUGCAAAAGACGGUAUUGAAGGUGCAAUUAUCAUGCGAGAAAUGCAAGAAGAAGAUCCUGAGAUCAGUUUCUGGUCUUCAAGGUGUAGAUAAAAUAGAAAUUGAUGGAGCCAAAGGAACAGUAACUGUAACAGGAGAUGCAGAUCCUUACGAGAUAAUUUUACAAACAAAAAAGGCAGGAAAAUUCGUGGAAGUGGUGACAAUAGGACCUCCACCCGCUCCUCCAAAGAAACCAGAGGAAAAGAAACCCGAAGAGAAGAAACAAACAGAAAAAAAACCUGAGGAAAAAGUUCACAUGCAUCCUUACGAUAACCACAUGAGAUACGAUUGUAUUAUUUGUCAACAAAUGGGCAUGGGUUGUAUGAUGACUAUUUACGAACAACCAAAUCCUGCUUGUACCAUUAUGUGAAGUUUUCCGUAACUCUAGAGAUCCUAAAUUUGUCAU